AUGCGGAGUGCCUUAGAAACAAUAACGAAUUUCAUCUUGGAAUCGAAAGAAGAUUUGAUUCAGGAUCCAAUAAGAGGAAAAUUAUGUGUUAUACAUAACUUAUUUAACAAAUAUAACGAAAAAAAAGGGACAGGGUCCAGUUACACAUUUCAGGCAUUCAUCAAGUUAGUUCUUAAGUUAUGUGACAUUAGCGGUCGUGCAUUAGAAUUUGAUAUUGACUUACAAGAAUACAAGUGGAAUGAAACUACAUGCUCGAUAAGCGAGCCAUGUCUCAAAUGGAUAAAUUGGCAGCGGUUAGCCAUUCUUAAAGAACGCUUAAGUAGCUUACAGAUAAAGGAGACAAAAUUCAAAGAAAAUAAUCAAUUGUCUAUGGACCAAUAUAAAAGCAAGUAUGAAUUCUUAAUUUCCUUGUUGGGGCAGCCAUUGCAAACCACCAUCAUGGAGGAACGGCCCAUAAAUUACGAUUCGAAUCUUGAAGUUAAUAUAGAUUUGCCAAUGCUAGAUAAUCUUUUGACAAAGCCAAUAGCUCUGAUUAGCCUAACACAGGAAAAAGUUCGGCGUAAAACAAGAAUGAAGCCCUAUUACGAAAUAUGUGAUGAUCCACAACAUUGUCACAUAUUAUCCAAUAUUUGUCUUAAAAGAGAGUUAAUUAAACAGGGACUACCAGAAUUGCUGUAUACCCACAAGAUUAUACAACAAGCACACAAUGUAAUCCCAUCUGAAUUACUCAAAUGCUCGCAGACUAAAAUACAUUAUUUGCCCAUUCUUAAUAAUCACACUGAUUUAUAUUUGGGAGAUUGUUCGUACUUGGAUACAUGCCAUAAGAUGAAAACAUGCCGCUAUUUGCAUUAUUAUAGUUUAUUUCCAAUUGCUGCCAAGCAAGAUGAGCUGGAACAAGAUAUCACUAAGCGUUCGUCUGACCACGAAUAUACCGUGGGAGAAUGUUAUACGGAAUACCAAAGGAAACAAAUACCUGCCCAGUGGAUCAAUUGUGACGUUAGAUACCUCCCCUUCCUGAUUCUAGGAAAAUUUGCAGUUAUUGUUUCAGAUCCAGCAUGGGAUAUUCAUAUGUCCUUGCCGUAUGGAACAUGCAAAGAUUUCGAACUCUUAUCAUUACCUAUGCACGAGUUGCAAGAUGAAGGAUUAAUAUUGCUUUGGGUGACCGGCCGGGCAAUUGAAGUUGGUCGUCAAGCGUUGCAAAAUUGGGGUUACACCAUAGCGGAUGAAAUGAUCUGGAUAAAGUUGAACCAGUUGAAGCGUACUAUUGUAACUGGAAGAACCGGUCAUUGGCUAAAUCAUUCUAAAGAGCACUUACUCGUGGGAAUUAAAGGCGAUCCACCGUGGAUAAACAGGUUAAUGGACAUUGAUGUGAUUGUUAGUGGAACUAGGGAAACUCUGAGAAAACCUGAUGAAAUAUAUGAUAUUGUUGAAAGAAUUGUGGGAACACACUCUAGAAAAUUAGAAAUCUUUGGAAGAGAUCAUAAUGUCCGGCCUGGAUGGUUGAGUAUGUAUAGUUUUCAACACGCCUCAGAUAAGGAUACUAACAUUUUCUAG
This is a messenger RNA of Debaryomyces fabryi, 1554 nucleotides long. RefSeq names its product mRNA (N6-adenosine)-methyltransferase. The coding region runs from base 1 to 1554 and encodes 517 amino acids. Lineage: Eukaryota; Fungi; Ascomycota; Pichiomycetes; Serinales; Debaryomycetaceae. The transcript has a single exon. Gene Ontology annotation, cellular component: nucleus; RNA N6-methyladenosine methyltransferase complex. Gene Ontology annotation, molecular function: mRNA m(6)A methyltransferase activity. The record is from RefSeq and is a predicted model, not a curated record.